CAGUUCGACCUAACAACCACAAAGCCGCCACUACAUCUACUUUACGAAAAAAACUUGACAAUUUUUUUGUCACCAAAGCCCCAAGUCGAAGUCUUUGUAGGCAGAAUGGCAGUGAGAUUAAAGCCUCUGCUUUCACUUCCAGUGCCUCCUUACCAUUUCAAUUAUUCUCCACGGCCCUUUGGCUAUUUCUCAAAGAAAUCCCAGCCCACAAUCUCUGCGUCGAAAAUGGCUACCAGUGGACCAGAUAAAACAGCUCCUUCUCCCACAAAAAUAAUAGAUUCACAUUUGCACGUGUGGGCAUCUCCUCAAGAGAAAGCUGACAUGGGUGAGCGAAAUUUUGCAUUUUUUCUUUCUUUCUUUGUGAAGGCUGCGGAUAAAUACCCUUACUUUCCUGGUCAAGAACCCACUUUGCCAGGACAUGUCGAUUUCUUACUUGAGUGUAUGAAAGAAGCAGGUGUAGAUGGUGCACUGAUUGUACAGCCCAUUAACCAUAAGUUUGAUCAUUCUCUGGUGACAAGUGUCCUGAAGAAGUACCCAACCAAAUUUGUUGGUUGCUGCCUUGCAAAUCCUGCAGAAGAUGGAAGUGGGGUUAAGCAGUUUGAAGAUCUUGUUUUAAAGGAUGGCUAUCGAGCUGUUCGCUUCAAUCCAUAUUUGUGGCCAUCUGGUCAACAGAUGACAAAUGAAGUUGGGAAGGCAAUUUUCUCCAGGGCGGGAGAACUUGGAGUACCAGUGGGUUUUAUGUGUAUGAAGGGUCUCAGUCUGCAUGUUUCAGAGAUUGAGAAACUGUGCACAGAAUUUCCAUCUACAAUUGUUUUACUCGAUCAUUUGGCAUUCUGCAAACCACCAACAGAUGAUGAUGAAAGUCUGGCCUUUUCUGAGCUUCUUAAGCUAUCUAGAUUCCCACAGGUUUAUGUAAAACUCAGCGCGCUCUUCAGGGUGUCAAGAAUGCCAUUUCCAUAUCAGGAUUUAUCCCAGCUAUUGUCCCAAAUUGUCUCCAGCUUUGGUGCUAACCGUGUGAUGUGGGGCAGCGACUUCCCGUUUGUUGUUCCUGAAUGCGGUUAUAAAGGAGCAAAAGAAGCCGUGUCUAUUAUUGCCAAUCAAGUUCCCUUAUCCUCGUCUGAGUUGGAGUUGAUCACGGGUAAAACGAUCAUGCAACUCUUCCAAGGCCAAUGGCUUCAGUCUUGAGCGAUGUAAUGUCAUCAACGUAAAAUGUUUGCAUCCUUCACUUUUGUUGGUCAUGUAAAACUAGAAUCUAAUGAGUCUCCGUUUAAAUGCCUUUUGUCUUUUGAUGCCC
This is a messenger RNA of Alnus glutinosa, 1294 nucleotides long. RefSeq lists its product as uncharacterized. The record is from RefSeq and is a predicted model, not a curated record. Lineage: Eukaryota; Viridiplantae; Streptophyta; Magnoliopsida; Fagales; Betulaceae. Gene Ontology annotation, molecular function: hydrolase activity; carboxy-lyase activity. Bases 106 to 1185 code for a protein of 359 amino acids. The transcript has 10 exons. Gene Ontology annotation, biological process: secondary metabolic process. Gene Ontology annotation, cellular component: cytoplasm.